This is a messenger RNA of Sphenostylis stenocarpa, 852 nucleotides long. The record is from the annotation of a GenBank genome assembly. NCBI's taxonomy places the organism in Eukaryota, Viridiplantae, Streptophyta, Magnoliopsida, Fabales, Fabaceae.
AUGAUGCUGAGAGGAAGCAACAACUUGAUCUGUCUACUAAACUUCUUUAUCUUGGUGUUGUCAGUUCCAAUCCUGGGAGGUGGGAUAUGGCUGAGCACCAGAUCCAACGGCACAGAAUGUCUCAAGUUCCUUCAGUUGCCAUUGAUCAUCGUAGCAGUCAGCAUCAUGGUGACUUCCUUAGCGGGUUUAACCGGUGCUUGUUACCGCAACAACUUACUCAUGACCCUCUACCUCGUUGCCCUGAUCUUCAUAAUGAUGGUGUUCCUCGGAUUCAUCAUCUUUGCCUAUGCUGUCACGAGUAAGGGUUCAGGAAAGGUGACACAGAACCGCGCUUACUUGGAGUAUUACCUGCAGGAUUACCAGGGUUGGUUGAAGGAACGCGUGGCAAGUGAUAAAUACUGGACAAAACUUAGCUCUUGCGUUAGAGACUCUAAAGUUUGUGAGAAACUUGGGAGAAACAUUAAUGGGGUGCCAGAAACUGCAGACAUAUUCUACUUCAGAAACCUCUCCCCUAUUCAGUCUGGAUGCUGCAAGCCCCCGACAGAGUGUGGCUACAGUUACGAGAACGAGACGAUGUGGAGCCCUGGAAGCGCGGUUGUGGGAAGCAACCAAGACUGCGGAAGGUGGAGCAAUGACCAAACCUUGCUUUGCUAUGAAUGUGACUCUUGCAAGGCUGCUUUGCUUGCUACAUUCAAGAUACGUUGGAGAAAGGUUUCUCUGAUCAAUAUCGCUCUGUUCAUUCUCCUUCUCGUUCUUUACAUUGUUGCUUAUGCAGCGUAUAGGAACAAUCGCAGGAUAAAUAACUGCGAACCCUGCGGUCAAACAAAGAUCACGAAGGCACGACCUACCUAG